This is a messenger RNA of Lathyrus oleraceus (garden pea), 1642 nucleotides long. RefSeq names its product protein HEADING DATE 3A. The coding region runs from base 890 to 1237 and encodes 115 amino acids. Lineage: Eukaryota; Viridiplantae; Streptophyta; Magnoliopsida; Fabales; Fabaceae. The record is from RefSeq and is a predicted model, not a curated record. The transcript has 6 exons.
CAGGAACGUGUGAAAGACCACAUCUCUCACGCUUGUAGUUUUUUUUAUCUCCAAAUUAUUUAGUAUUUAAAACUAUAAUAUUCCAAAACAAAACCCUUUGAACUAGAUAAUAUCUCCAGCUGGAGGAGAAAGAAGAAAAUAUCUUCAGCACACUGUUCUACACUCAGUGGCUACCACCGUCAUCUUUGAAAUCAUCUUUCCUAGUUUGCAAGGAAAUUACAGUUUCAACAUAAAUUUUUCAUCUCAUUCUAAAUCUUAGUUUUCCCCCAAAUAAUAAACCACAGAAGCAAGGUAAAUGAAAACAGUGAAGUCAAAAAGCUCUCACUUAAAUCAGGAACCCUAGUAAACCACAGUUCACUGAAAGAGACGACAGUGGCUGAUUUACCUGAUGCCACGGUGGUGAUUGUGGAUGACUCCGUUCUGUUACAGUGAAAAUCCUGUUAUGUGGUGGUUCUGUUGACGGAUCUGUUUUCACUCUAGGUUUUCCUGGAUCUACAGUUCUUUUUGACGGUAGUGAUCUCGACGGAACAGAAGGUUGCCGUUCCGGAACAGUUUCAACCGAACGGUGUACUUGAUCUACACACUUUGCUGAUUUUGAUGUUAUUUGAUCCCUCUGAAAUUCUGAACCUUCGUUGCUGAACCUUCGUUGCUGAACCUUCGUGCUCAGUUUUUCUAAAGGAAAAAGUAUAUAUCUAAUAUAGCUGGAGGUCAUUUUUAGUAGUACAUAGCCGAAUUGUAAAUGAUGUGAAUAGACAAUAUUUUCCGAUGAUUUCGUUUUGAAUUGUGCUAAAUUAGCUUUAAAGUUAUUCUUGGAGUGCAGGGAUUAUAUCAUGAGUUAUACACUUACACUGUCAUCAUUCCAGUGUGGGAGUGUGAGUCAACAAGCUAAAUGGCCUGUAGUAGCCGGAAUCCUCUUGUUGUUGGGCGUGUAAUAGGGGAUAUAUUAGACCCAUUUGAAAGUUCUAUUCCUCUCCAAAUUACCUACGGAAAUAGGAAUGUUUCCAAUGGUUGUGAGCUUAAACCUUCUCAAGUUGCCAAUCAACCUCAAGUGAGUAUUGGUGGAAAUGACCCCGUGAUCUACUACACCCUGGUGUUGGUAGAUCCUGAUGCACCUAGCCCAAGUUAUCCCAGUUUUAGGGAGUAUCUUCAUUGGAUGGUGACUGAUAUUCCAGCAACUACCGGGGCUAGUUUUGGCGAGAAUGGCAUUGUUGGUGGAUUUUGUGAUGUGGGCUGCUAAGUGAAUCUAUAUGUCCAGGGUUCAUGACGGUUAUUACUAGUGCAGGGUAUAUGAUUCCAGAUUAUGCACGGUCACACCAGUUCGGAAACAUAGUAAAAUCUGGAAAAUCAAGACGCAGUAUUUUCGAGUGUGCCUACAUUGUAUUUGCAGCACAAGAACAUCUCAUAUUUUUUUCUCAAACACGGGUGAAUGUGAAGCACUUAAAUUCAAGAUUUUGCUUUUGGCCUCGAGGUUAAUUUGGAAUGCAUGAAGGAGAUAAAGUAUUUUGUAAUGUUUGUGUUUGGAAUAUAUAUGUGAUGUUGGGAUGCUGAUUUUUUUUUGUAGUAGCUUUGGUUGUUUGUCUAGUUUUUUAUUUUUGCUUGCUUUAAUGUGUAUGCAAUUUCAUAUGAACUGCUUGGGUGGUCA